AAAGGGUCAGUCGUUGUAAACGAAUCUCUGUUUUUUAGCCCCGCUUCCUUAUCUCAUCUACUGUCAUGUUUAUCUCCAAGUCCAGAGCCUCUCCGAAUUGAGCUGGGGAGUUCAGCUUCCAUCCCUGCUGCAGAUUUUUUUUUAUCAGCCAGCAAUAUUUUACCACUUUUUAAAAAACACAUUUUAAAAUUUGAAGACUAUGACUCUGCCAUGCAUCUGGGGCUGCUACUGGUUUGGGACCAUCUGGACUCAUGCUCAAGCCUCAUGGUUGCAUGGGUCACUCAGGUGUAAGCGGUUGCAAAGCAGGGCCUUGUUUAUUUGUUAUUUGCCCCAACCCCGAGAGCACUUGUUUAGGUUCCACCUUGGAAGGUGUUAAAUUGCUCACCUUGGGAGGUCCUUGUACUUUGCUGUUUGUCCUCCUUGUCUUGAGGCAUUGCUAAAAUCGCUAAGUUUCAUGGCUGUUUCUUCAGGAUUGGAGGCAAUCGUGACAAACUGGAGAGUGCAUGGCCCAUCUGAAGGGCGCUGCUGCUCACUCCCGCCGUUAGCGCCUGUGGAGGCACUGUGGCCAGACCGCAGUAGAAUAGGCUGACAGGAGGGGAAGCACGCAUUGCACAUCAAACACACAGGAAUAGUCUUCAUUAUUUGUAAAAUGUGGGAAGUUAAGAAUUUUAAAACCCCAAACCAGAAAUUGAUGUUGUUCGGGCUUAUAAUCCUAUUAUCUUUCACAGAAUUGUAAAUUUUCUAAGUCUCACAUUUCUCCUUGUCUCCAAUUAUACAAUAAUAAUAAAAAAAAAUAAAGUUGGCUUUUAGUUGUAUAAUAAUUUCUUGGCCUGUAUUACUCAGAAUUCUGAAUUCUCCAUUGCCACAACUUAUGCACACUGUCCAUCCUCUGCACCGGGACUCACCUCGCUCCUUUAUCAGGGCCUUUGGGGACAUGGCCCCUUGGCGUCCUGGUGGUGCAGAUGUCUGCAUGUCAUUUCAGGGGUCAGUGACAUUCCGAGACGUGGCUAUAGACUUCUCCCAGGAGGAGUGGGCAUGGCUUCAUCCUGCUCAGAGGGAUCUGUACAGGUGUGUGACGUUGGAGACCUAUGGCCACCUGGUCACCCUGGGCCUUUCCAUUUCGAAGCCAGAUGUGGUUUCCUUAUUGGAGCAAGGGAAAGAGCCGUGGAUGGGGAAAGUAGACGUGGAAAAAGACCUCUCCUCGGAGUCAAAUGGUGAGAUCAAAGAGCUUUCUCCAAAAAAUGGUAUUUAUACAGAUGACUCCUCCCAGUAUUUGAUAAUGGAAAGAAUUCUAAGCCAAAGCCCUGAGUAUUCCAGUUUUAAAGGAGGCUGGAAAUGUGAGGCUGGUACUGAGAUACUUCAAGGAAAUCAGGGAUGUAUCAGGCAAGUAAAAGUGACAGUCUCUCAUCAAGAAGCCCUGGCUCAACGUAUGAGUAUCAGUACUGUGGAGAGGCCCUAUGGAUGCCAAGAAUGUGGGAAAACUUUCAAUCGGCGCUUUUCCCUUGUGCUACAUCAGAGAACUCAUACUGGAGAGAAACCAUAUGUAUGUAAGGAAUGUGGCAAAACCUUUAGCCAGAUCUCAAACCUUGUGAAACAUCAGAUGAUACAUACUGGAAAGAAACCCCAUGAGUGUAAGGACUGUAAUAAAACAUUCAGUUACCUUUCAUUCCUCAUUGAACACCAGAGAACACACACUGGGGAGAAACCCUAUGAAUGUAGUGAAUGUGGAAAGGCCUUCAGCCGUGCAUCAAACCUCACUCGACAUCAGAGAAUUCACAUUGGAAAGAAACAAUAUAUAUGCAGAAAAUGUGGGAAAGCCUUUAGCAAUGGCUCAGAACUUAUUCGCCAUCAGAUUACACAUACUGGAGAGAAAUCUUAUGAAUGCAUUGAAUGUGGGAAGGCAUUUCGUCGUGCCUCCCACCUUACUCGACAUCAGAGCAUUCAUACCACCAAAACCCCCUAUGAGUGUACAGAAUGUAGCAAAGCCUUCCGUUGCCACUCAUUCCUUAUUAAACAUCAGAGAAUUCAUGCUGGAGAAAAGCUCUAUGAAUGUGAUGAAUGUGGUAAAGUUUUCACUUGGCAUGCAUCCCUCACUCAACAUAUGAAAAUUCAUACUGGAGAAAAGCCCUAUGCAUGCGCUGAAUGUGACAAAGCCUUCAGUCGAAGCUUUUCCCUCAUUCUUCAUCAGAUAACUCACACUGGGGAGAAACCCUAUGUAUGUAAGAUAUGUAACAAGUCCUUUAGCUGGAGCUCAAACCUUGCUAAACAUCAGAGAACACAUACUCUAGAGAACCCUUAUGAAUAUGGAAAUCCAUUUACUUACCACUCUUUCCUUAAUGAACACCAGCAAAUUCACACUGAAGAGAAAACUUAAGAAUGUAUGGAUCAUUUUUGAAAAAUUUUAUUGCAGCAGUUAAUGCCUUACUUUGACUUCAGAGGAUUCUUGGAGAGAAGGCUUAUAUCAAGAGGUUGAAUGUGAGGAAAUGUAGUUCAUUCCUUCUUCAUCAGAGAAUCCAUUUUGGAGAAAAACUUCAGUAUUAUGUGGAAAAACCAUUAAGUAGACACUCACUCUUUUUGUAUUAACAGAACUUGAUCAAUAAAUAUUGAGAAUAAUC
This is a messenger RNA of Choloepus didactylus (southern two-toed sloth), 2615 nucleotides long. RefSeq names its product zinc finger protein 140 (gene ZNF140). The coding region runs from base 872 to 2374 and encodes 500 amino acids. The record is from RefSeq and is a predicted model, not a curated record. The transcript has 3 exons. Gene Ontology annotation, biological process: negative regulation of transcription by RNA polymerase II. NCBI's taxonomy places the organism in Eukaryota, Metazoa, Chordata, Mammalia, Pilosa, Megalonychidae. Gene Ontology annotation, molecular function: DNA-binding transcription activator activity, RNA polymerase II-specific; RNA polymerase II cis-regulatory region sequence-specific DNA binding; DNA-binding transcription repressor activity, RNA polymerase II-specific. Gene Ontology annotation, cellular component: nucleus.